UCCAUACCCUAACAAAGAGCUAAAUACCAAACAGCGAAGAUGGGCGAUAAAGGACAACCUUCGAAUUAUCCACCACCCCCACCCCCGGGGUACUCUCAGCCCCCUCCUGCCUAUGGACAACAGCAAACUACUGUGGUCAUGGCAGGCCGACCAGUGAUGGGGCAUAUCUUUCGGGAGACCUCGGUCCCUAUGCAGUGUCCCUAUUGCCAGGCCAACAUCACGACAAGCACGACCUAUGAGACAGGAACACUGACAUGGAUUAUCUGUGGAGUGCUCAUACUCUUUGGGCUAUGGCUUGGUUGCUGCUUGAUUCCAUUCUGUAUCGAUGGCUGCAAGGACGUCAUCCAUACUUGUCCAAAUUGUCACCAAGUUGUGGGCAAAUUCAACCGGAUGUAGUAUGGAGUCGAGCACUGCUGACACGUAGAGGGCUACUAGUAUUUUCUAACAUUCACAUGUAAUCCCGGUUUUUGUUCUUUAUACGGAACUCAUUUUACUGUAAUAACUUUGGGGUUUUUUUUAUCAAGACUAUCAAUUUUAUUUGUAUAUUUCUACUUUUAAAUCCAUUUCAAUUCUACAUUGUAUAUAUAGAAGUAGUUUAUCAUGUGAUUUCAGUGUUUUUAUUUUACAUUACCUCAUCUCGUAAAUGUAUACCUUUUCUGUGAUUUAAGCAAAUUUUGAUAUUGAAGCAAAUAUUUUGAUUAUUUCAAAUGUUACAUACAUGUAUAUAUGUUAGAUACGCAAACAUCUCGUCCUGUUGAACUUGUGUGGUAUUUUUAAUCCGUUUAUGUUUUAAACAAUUUUUAAUUUUCUUAACAUCUUCUACUUUGCAUUUUGCUUUUAGAUUUUAAAAUUAAUUUGAUGUGAUGUGUUUAAAUAUUUUAAAAUUAAUAAAACAACAGUCCAUUUUUCA
Messenger RNA from Saccostrea echinata, 910 nucleotides. Its product is annotated as LITAF domain-containing protein-like. Gene Ontology annotation, molecular function: zinc ion binding. The coding region runs from base 40 to 396 and encodes 118 amino acids. NCBI's taxonomy places the organism in Eukaryota, Metazoa, Mollusca, Bivalvia, Ostreida, Ostreidae. The record is from RefSeq and is a predicted model, not a curated record. The transcript is spliced from 3 exons.